AACAGAAACAGAACAAGAAACAUGGCAGAUGGCACUUCUACCGGUCAUUCCUUCUUCUUUUUUCCCCUCUCUCGCCUUUCACACACACAUUUGACAUUUCAAAGAGCUUUCUUUCUCCAACCAAAACAACAUUACAUCUUUCUCUAUCUCUAUACAGCAUAUUACGUUUUUAUAUAUCUUUCUUUCUCUUUAUCACAUCAUUUAAAUUUAUCAUCUGCAGAGUGUAAUCAACAAUAGUUGAUUUCAAAGAGGGAUUUUUAUACAAAUGCUAAACAUUAACAAGCCAAGAAGUCAGCCAAGGCCUACGAGGUCUUAUGCUUUAGGAGGCGUAGAUCAUACAGAGCCAAUCAAGAAGAAAGGAUUUGUAAGAAAGAUUGCCUUGGCUUCAUGCCUUGUAGUAUUAUGCAUCUUUAUGCUCAAACAAUCCCCUACUUUUAGAAGCCCUAGUCCAUUCUCACGGCAUGAGCCAGGGGUGACCCAUGUCUUAGUAACAGGAGGUGCUGGCUAUAUUGGUUCUCAUGCUGCCCUACGACUUCUUAAAGACUCUUACCGCGUAACAGUUGUGGACAAUCUUUCUCGUGGAAACAUAGGAGCUAUUAAAGUUCUUCAGGACCUGUUUCCCGAACCAGGGAGACUUCAGUUCAUUUAUGCUGAUUUGGGAGACGCAAAAGCUGUGAACAAAAUAUUUUCUCAAAAUGCAUUUGAUGCAGUAAUGCACUUUGCAGCGGUUGCAUAUGUUGGGGAGAGUACCCUUGAUCCACUAAAGUAUUAUCACAAUAUUACAUCAAAUACCUUGGUGGUACUCGAGGCGAUGGCAGCACACAAUGUUAAGACCCUGAUAUACUCUAGCACAUGUGCUACAUAUGGAGAGCCAGAAAAGAUGCCAAUUACAGAAGAAACUCCUCAGCACCCAAUCAAUCCAUAUGGCAAAGCCAAAAAGAUGUCGGAAGAUAUUAUUCAGGAUUUCCAUAAAAACUCAGACAUGGCUGUCAUGAUUUUAAGAUAUUUCAAUGUGAUUGGCUCGGAUCCAGAUGGAAGAUUAGGAGAAGCACCAAGACCAGAAUUACGUGAGCAUGGAAGAAUAUCGGGUGCAUGCUUUGAUGCAGCCCGUGGGAUUACCAAUGGACUAAAGGUUCGAGGAACAGACUAUAAAACUCCAGAUGGAACUUGCAUACGGGACUACAUUGAUGUUACCGAUCUAGUUGAUGCUCAUGUUAAAGCCCUUGAGAAUGCAAAACCCGGGAAAGUUGGAAUAUAUAAUGUUGGCACAGGGAAAGGUAGAUCAGUUAAAGAGUUUGUUGAAGCUUGUAAAAAGGCAACAGGGGUAUCCAUCAAAGUAGACUACUUGCCACGUAGGCCAGGUGACUAUGCCGAGGUGUUCAGUGACCCGACAAAGAUACUGCAUGAACUCAAGUGGUCGGCACAAUUUACCGACCUAGAAAAGAGUUUGCAGGUUGCAUGGAAAUGGCAGAAGUCACAUCAUAAUGGUUACGGGCCAAUAAAAGCAACAUUUUAACUUCUACUACGGGCUUUGGCAGAUGAUUACUUGGCGGUGGUGGAAGAUCAUAGAUCUACUUAAUUUUGGCCUGGUUUCAUAGUUAGAUUUAUUAUGAAAAUAGGGGUUAAGGUUUAGGGUAAUUUAUAUAAUUUUUUCCACAUAUUUAUCAUAUAUGAUUAUUCUUACAUGGAGUCAUGGGGAUGGAGGUGUACCCAUCAAUUACAUGUAUUAGGAAACUUACUCUAACAGAUUUCAAAAA
Erigeron canadensis is the source of this 1757-nucleotide messenger RNA. Its product is annotated as UDP-arabinose 4-epimerase 1. Gene Ontology annotation, cellular component: cytosol. The record is from RefSeq and is a predicted model, not a curated record. Gene Ontology annotation, molecular function: UDP-glucose 4-epimerase activity. NCBI's taxonomy places the organism in Eukaryota, Viridiplantae, Streptophyta, Magnoliopsida, Asterales, Asteraceae. The coding region runs from base 266 to 1516 and encodes 416 amino acids. Gene Ontology annotation, biological process: beta-D-galactose catabolic process via UDP-galactose, Leloir pathway. The transcript has 11 exons.